Apis cerana (Asiatic honeybee) is the source of this 1644-nucleotide messenger RNA. RefSeq names its product RNA polymerase III subunit C53 (gene RpIIIC53). Gene Ontology annotation, cellular component: RNA polymerase III complex. The record is from RefSeq and is a predicted model, not a curated record. Gene Ontology annotation, biological process: tRNA transcription by RNA polymerase III. NCBI's taxonomy places the organism in Eukaryota, Metazoa, Arthropoda, Insecta, Hymenoptera, Apidae. Gene Ontology annotation, molecular function: DNA binding.
AAACAAAUCAAAAUGGAGUAGUAUAGCAAAACACGUGCGAUGUAUUCGCAGUAUGUAGUAUAACGUAUUUACUUUUCAUAGAUUCAAAAAAAUUAUGAACUACAUUGUAAAAUAUGUUUAAUGAAACUUUUCAUUAUAUAAUGCCAGAUUUCUUUAUUGAUAUAUAUAUAUCUUGAUAAAAAUCAUUUUAUUAUUCAAGAAUUUGUAACUAUUGUGUAUUUUAGAGGUUAUGUGAUAUACUGUGCUAAAAUAUUGUUAUAAUAAAACUCUCUAUGGACAUCACCGCAGUGAGAAUAUAACAAAAAUAUAUUUUAAUUGUCAACUGAAUCAUAACAAUUAAGUAUGGCUUCUGAUAAAUCUGGAAAUACAAGUAAUUCACUUCCAUUAAAUGUUAAAAUAAAAGUGGAACCUGGAACAUCAAUGCCUGUACCUAUAAAAAAUAUUAAAACAGAACCUGGUUUAUCAAGUACAACUAGAUUAACUUCUUUUCGUUUACCAAGAGAUUUAACUUUGGGAGGUAAUAUUAAGACUGAGAAACCCAAGAAAGUAUAUACACCAAAUUUGAAUGUUCAGAGAACAAAGAAAAAGGAAGAUGCAGUACAAAAUGAUGCUCCAAAAUCAAGUAGAAGUAAAGACUAUAUUAAAGGACGAGGUAGAGGAAAUGCCGAUAGAGGAUCUGAUAGAGGACGUGGAAGAGGAUCUAGCAAUUUAAUUCAAUCUAGUGGUAUCUGGUCUACUGGAAUAACAAGUACUGCAGCCAAACGUUACAGUAGUGGAUCUAGAGAUAGCGAUAGAAGUUCUCAAGUAUAUCUUGAAAAACCAAAAUUAGAUUUGAAUCGUAGUUUUAAUAAAGCUGAAGAAGAAGAAAAGAUAAAGUUAUUACUGAGAGACGAUUUUAUUGAUGAUGGAGAACCUAUAAAUCUUAGUAAUGCUCCUGUUGUAUUACCAAUGAUAAAAGAAGCAAAACCAUGUAAAGAAGAAAUAAAAAUCAAAAAAGAAGUAAUAGAAGAAGAAAUAGACAGAAAACCGAUUAUUUUAGAAAAUGGAGAGGUAUUAUCACCAAAGAAGGAAUCUAAAUGUAAAAUAUCCAAAUCUGAUAAAGAUAUAAAAGACGAAUUCUUAGAUAGCAUUCCUAAAAUUAUUAAUAAUAAAAUUCAUUCUUAUAUCUUAAUGCAGUUUCCAGACUGUUUGCCAGGUUUAGUAAGCAGUGCAGAAGACACUAAACCAAAUCGUUCAAAUUAUGAAAAAGAGGAUGAAAAUAAAUCGGAAACGGAAUUUUGUACUUUAAAUAGUUUAAAACCUGGUAUUUUAGGCAAAUUACAAAUCCUAAAAUCGGGUAAAGCACGUUUAUUAUUGGGAGAAAAUAAUUUAAUCGUUGAUGUAGGAUCACAUCUUAGUUUUCGACAAGAUCUCAUUGCAACAAAAGUGGAUACCGAAAAUUUAAACGGCGAUUUAAUUAAUUUAGGACCAGUAAAUAGUACGCUUAUAUGUUCUCCUGAUUGGGAAUCAAUGUUGGCCAAAUUAUAAAUACAUUUAUAAUAAUGAACAGAUUUAUUAAAUGUUCUUUAUUAUGUAGAACACAUAAGAAUAUGUGAUGAUUAUUUAUAUAUUAUGUAAAAUACAAAAUACGCUUUUUUUUGAAAA